CUCACAUCAGGCAGGGUAUACCAACAUAUCGCUGGCAGGCAGCAAUGGUGGCGUUGGAAAGCACCGACAUUCUCAAGCAGCUUGAGAUUAAUUUCGAUCUCGCGCUAAAUGAUCUAGAGUUUGCCAGUCACCAGCUGGACUCCAGGAUGAAGGAUGCGACGAGAGCCAACGUCUCCAUUCCCGACCUGCACACGCUCCACCACCGCAUCCGAGCGAUCAAGGCGGAGCUGCCUGGGCUUGCCAAAGAUGCCACGGAAGUACAGGCGGAGAGAGAGGAGACAGAGAUUGCCUUAAACACGGCUUUGAUCGAAAACUACAACGUCAUGGUGGGGCUCUACGCGCGCCUCGGCGUUGCACCAGAUCCCGAGUGGGUCGCGACGGCGACCGACGUUGAAAGUUUCUUGUCCGCGCCACGAGAUACCGGUGCCGUCCCCGAGAGCUUUUUUUUGGGUGGCGACGAGGGGGAGGGGGUGGGAUCCGCGGUUGAGGAGGACGCUUCUCAAGCUUCGACUGUGCUGCACUCGGGCAAUCCGGAGUUGUCGGCGAGCCGCUUGGAGGAGAGGGUCGUCGAGCAAUCGCCCUCGGUGAUUUUCGAGGAAGACUUUCUGGCGAUCCACGCUAACACCCGGGGGCGGUCCAAGCUGCAAGACGUACGCAAGGUGUACGCCAAGGUUCGCGAAGAUUUCGAGGCGAAAAAGAGUCGUGGCAGGCCCGGCUGCAAACCCGCCCCCAUCACCAAGAAAGAGCUGGAUGCUGCGGGUCUGAAGGUGUUCGGCCUGACGGGUGACUGCGUCCUCAACACUCUUCGGGCGAUGGGCUUGAUCACGGUGCACAAGGGCAGUGUUGCAAUGGCCUCAUAAUGACCCCGAAUGCAAGAUAGGAGCAGCCCACCCCGGGCAGGAAGGCAUUGGUCGGCCUCUCUGCUGCGGUAAAGUCAUGGGCGAGAGCUGCCAGGCGGAGGGCGCAACCAAGGACCCCAACCGGCCAGCCGAAGCAGAAAUUUCUUUGAACUUUCCGGAGAUCCAGCUGGCGUGCGAACUUCUUCCUGUAUACGUGCAAUACUUGUGAUGUGGACACAAUUGGUUUUGGGGUCGAAGUAAUCACGUCCACAUUCUACGGGUGAACCAAAAUUUGUUUUCGGAUCUAUGUAGAUAUUCGACUGGGCACGAUCCCCUGAAUCUCAGUGGUGGAGUAUUAAAGUAUGUUUCGACUAUUACAGUGUAUAGACCCUGGACUCUUUCUCCAAUUUCACUACCUGGUGAGGGAUUCGCCUCCUCCGCCGCUCGCUGUGUUUUUUCCCGCGUACGUUGAAUUGCCCGGCAACAUACGACGCCAAAUGCUCGUCGCCGAGAAGGCACUGUAGUGGAGACUUCUCGUAGGUAUAUGUUGUUUCGUUACAUGAAGGGUAUUACGAAGUAAAAAUGGUGGUUGUGGUGCACGUAGUACGUGUUGGGAACAUCAACUAGGUGAAGCGCGUAUUGUUACAGCAGUGUAGUCGGAAGGGAAUCAAGCACUGUUUGCUGUCGUCGUAACGUUUGGUACUCGACACCAUCUUCAAACGACGAGCUACUCUAAAUAUU
Messenger RNA from Ectocarpus sp. CCAP 1310/34, 1580 nucleotides. The record is from the annotation of a GenBank genome assembly. Lineage: Eukaryota; Phaeophyceae; Ectocarpales; Ectocarpaceae.